AUUCCAUGCAUCUCAAUUUCUAUUGGAUCUUUUCCAAUAGAAAGCAAUGAUGCAGCUCUCACUCCACCCCUUCCUCCUCUCUCUCCUCCCCUUGUUUCUCACUCUAGUUUUCCUUCUCAAAUGGCUCUUCUCCACCGCCACCGCCACCGCCACCCGACCGCCGCCGUCUCCCAGCAAGCUCCCGAUUAUCGGAAACCUCCACCAAAUCGGCCGCUUCCCUCACCUCUCCCUCCACUCCCUCUCUCAAGCCCAUGGCCCCUUAAUGCUCCUCCACUUCGCCGCCGCCCCCGUCCUCGUCGUCUCCUCCGCCGCUGCAGCCCGAGAAGUCAUGAAAACCCACGACCUAAUCUUCUCGAACCGACCCAAGUCGACGAUAACGACCAAAUUCUUGUACGCAUCCAAGGACCUUGCCUCCAGCCCUUACGGCGAGUAUUGGAGGCAGAUGAGGAGCAUUUGCGUCCUCCACUUACUGAGCAACAGACGAGUCCAAUCGUUCCGCGACGUGAGGGAAGAAGAGACGGCAGUUAUGAUCGAGAAGAUUAGGAGUUCUGGUUCUGACGUGGUGAACUUGAGCGAGCUGAUGGUGGAGUUGACGGGGGACGUGGUGUGUAGGGCGGCGUUGGGGCGGAAAUACGGCGGCAUUGGGGGCGGAGGAGGGAGGAGGGGGUUUAAGGAGGUUUUGGGGGAGUUUGCGGAGUUACUGGGGGUUUUUGAUGUUGGUGACUUUGUGCCAUGGCUGAAGUGGGUGAAUAGAGUGAAUGGGGUGUAUGGGAGGGUGGAGAGAGUUGCAAAGGAAUUGGAUGAUUUUUUGGAGAGUGUGGUGGAAGAGCACAGGGGAAGAGAGAGAAAGGGAGGAGAGAGAGAGCACGAUUUUGUGAAUGUGUUACUUGAAGUACAGAGAGAGAACAUGGCCGGAAUUCCUAUUCACGGUGACAGUGUCAAAGCUCUCAUAUUGGAUGUUUUUGCUGGUGGAACUGACACUACAUCCACAUCUCUAGAAUGGGCAAUGGCAGAGCUCUUAAAUAACCCUCAAGUCAGGAAAAAACUCGAAACUGAAGUUCGACUUAUAGCUCAACCCAACCAACCUAUAACCGAGGACGAUCUAGACCAAAUGCCCUACCUAAAAGCCGUGAUCAAGGAGACUCUACGCCUCCACCCUCCGAUUCCCAUUCUAGUACCCCGGGAGUCAACUAAAGACGUCCGAGUAAUGGGUUACGACAUCGCGGCUGGGACACGGGUGAUAACCAACUCCUGGGCUAUCGGACGAGACCCGUCGUCGUGGGACGAGCCCGAAGAGUUUAGGCCAGAGAGGUUUUUGAACAGCUCAGUAGAUUUCCGAGGACACGAUUUCGAGUUGAUUCCAUUUGGAGCGGGGAGGAGGGGGUGCCCGGGCAAAUCUUGUGCAUAAGUUUGAUUUUGCAGUGCCUGAUGGGGUGGAGUUCGAUAUGAGUGAAGCUGCUGGUUUUUCUGUUCGUAAAAUGUAUCCUCUACUUCUUGUUGCGACUCCCCUUACUUGUUAGUUUUCUAGGUUAGAAGGACCUCAGUAAUGGUGCAAUAUGAAUCAUGUACCUAUUUUUCGUAACAGCUAUAUAUGCCCACCGCACGGUUUCACCA
Molecule: messenger RNA, 1614 nt
Organism: Rhododendron vialii
Lineage: Eukaryota; Viridiplantae; Streptophyta; Magnoliopsida; Ericales; Ericaceae
Product: cytochrome P450 736A117-like
Exons: 2
Coding region: 47-1408 (453 amino acids)
Molecular function (GO): oxidoreductase activity, acting on paired donors, with incorporation or reduction of molecular oxygen; heme binding; monooxygenase activity
Source: RefSeq, a predicted model, not a curated record